Messenger RNA from Chiloscyllium plagiosum (whitespotted bambooshark), 7940 nucleotides. It is a transcript of the gene snx21, whose product is annotated as sorting nexin family member 21. Gene Ontology annotation, cellular component: early endosome membrane. NCBI's taxonomy places the organism in Eukaryota, Metazoa, Chordata, Chondrichthyes, Orectolobiformes, Hemiscylliidae. Gene Ontology annotation, molecular function: protein binding; phosphatidylinositol phosphate binding. Gene Ontology annotation, biological process: protein transport. The record is from RefSeq and is a predicted model, not a curated record.
UGGGGUCUGCCUCCCUGGAGAUUUCCCCCUCUCUCCCUGUCCUGCCCUGCCCUGCCUCCCACGGACCAGUUGGCGGCAGUGCGGACCAAGGGAGGAUCAGGGAGGGACUGAGUUCAGGAACAGCCCCAUUCCCGGGAAGUGGACGGGCCCGCCCUCAGCACUCACUGGGAAAGCUCAGCUCAGCUCAGCGCCAGUGCAGGCAAAUAAAGUUAAAAGUUGCGUUGUUGCAAGUUCCCGCACUUUGUUGAUUCUUAACCCACAUUUGUUUCUGGUUAUCCUGAGAAUCCUGGAAGAACUGUGUGGGAUUGUGCAAUUACAACACGAGCCGAGAGACGCCAUCAACGAACAGUGUGGCGGGGUUAGCAUUGUAAAGUUUGAGUGUGUUCCCAACUUCCAGGCUGCAGCAGCCCCUCACUGUUCAAGGGCCUCGUUGGCUGAAGCAUGUUCAGCAGCCAGUUCUAUCUCGAGAUCUAAAACCAGCAUAUGAUGUGGCAUGGCCUCGAAAAUUCUACACAAGUUUAGAAGGAAGGUUAAAAAACAUCACACAACUGAGGAAACGGUGGAAGAUUUUCCAGAAAGAUCAGAACUCGAUGAUGACACAGAGGGGUUGUCAGCACGCCUGAGUGGGACAUUGAGUUUUGGAGAUGUCGAUGUGGCAGAUGAGGAGUGUACCCAAGCAGACGCAGCGAACAGUGACUCUGACUUUUUACAAAGUUUUGAAAGUGGUGGGAUGGAAUGCACAGAGAGCCUCUGGGGCGAGGCGAAGCACUGCAACAUGCUUACUAGACAGCUUCAGGAAAGUUGGAAGAAAUCUAAAGGGAACCACCUCGUAGAAAAACUAAUUUUUGAAGUCACUAGUGCCAAUGUAGUUCAGGACACGUCCUCCAAAUAUGUGGCCUAUACCAUACAUGUUAUAAAAUCAGGCAGCUUCGAUGGCAACAAGGCAUUGAUUAUUCGACGUUACACCGAUUUUGCAAAACUGAAUGAGAAACUCCAUAAACAUUUCAAGGAGGAGAUGAGCAACGUAGUAUUUCCAAAGAAGAUCAUCAGGAAAAACUUUACACACGAAACCAUAGCCAAACGCAGCCGAGCGUUUGAGCAAUAUCUCCAGCACAUUCACUCAAUCACAGACAUUCGCAGGUCCAAAGUAUUCCUGGAGUUCUUUUAUCUGCGAGAUUUAAAAGCUGGUCAGGGGUUAUUGCGGGGUGGGAUGUGUGAGGACGCUUUGGAGGCGCUGAUCAAUGCUCUUAACUUGCAACAGAAGCUGGGGUCCUGGGACACUGAGCACUUACUUUUCACUCAAGCUUCUAUUUCACUUUGUUACCAAGAACUGGAUCACUUGGAAGAAGCCCAGGCCUACUGUGAGCAGGCCUUACAGACAGUAGACAACCAGGAGAAUCAUCCACUAUUGGUACCUUUACUUCAUUCCAACAUCAGAUUGUCCUGGAAAAUAGCAAAGGACAAACGUCAGUCAGAAGCCAAACUCCAGCAACUCCAAGAAUCAGGGUUAGAUAUUUUAAAUCAACCUAGCCUUAAAGAAUAUCUUAUUAAAGAUUUUUAGAUUAAAUUAAACACAGCUUGAUGCUACAUGAGGGUUAGAGGGAGACCACUGUAGGUGCAUUUCAGAUGUUUCAUUAAAAUUGAUUUUUUUAUAUCUGCAAGAAUUUUAAAAAGCACCAAAGUUUAGUCGAAGAAUCUCCAUUUUUUUGGGUAAUGUAUGCAGCUUAUUUCACCUUUCCUAAAUCAGAAAACAAAGGUUAUGACACCUAAAAGAUAACAUUGUAAAAUAAAACAUUUUAUAUUUAGACCCAUUUGUCUAGAAAACAAGAUUUGCUGGAGACUCACCUGAUCAUAUUGUGAUCCCAAUCUUAUUCUUUCUUGUUUCGAAGAGCAUACUUUGUAUUGCACCCAGCCUGAUGUGGAUGUAGGCAUGAUGGCGAUAUUCAUUAGGAGGUGAAAGUUACAUUAAGGUUACAAUACUGGGUGAAUUGCUGAUUUAAUAGCUUCAGUAUUAUUGCAAGAUUGGUCUUUGGAGUUGUUCAGUAACAUGCGUUGAAUUUCUUUAAUAAUAAAUAUAAAGGUCGCAGUCUAUCUGUUAAUGGCCCUUCUAUAUAACCUUUGUCUCUAAUUCUCAGAGCAGUUGCUAUAUAUUCUUCACUCUUCACACUGACCCAAAUUAAUCCAGUGUAACUUUCAGAGAAAGAUUAGUUUGACUGGUUGGACAAUAGAGAGAGGUGUGUAAUGCUAUAAAGCUAUGUUGUUUUCAAGAAAGGAAAUAAAUGCAAGCACUCCUACUGAGCUAUAUUAGACCAGGGAGCAUAAGGUUUCACCUUACCAGUCAUAAUUAGCCUCAGUUUUCAGCUAUGCUUACAUUUCAUAAAAAUAGGAAUGGACUCUGGGUAAAACCCUCAUUGUGGAACUUUUUAUAAAUAUUUAAUGGCAAUGGGCUUAUGUGAAAAUUGCCCUUUGUGAAUUAAUGGAAAGCCUGUGGCACUGUAUCCUAUUGUGAGGUAUUAGUCUUCCAGAAAAAUUGCAAGUGUAAAGCAGAGAAGUAUUUUCGGAGUUUCAGUUAACCUUGAAAAAUAAAAGAUAGAACCUGCAAAGUUGAGACAGUUAAAGGUGUAGGUUUGCUCGCUGAGCUGUAGGUUUGAUAUUCAGACGUUUCAUUACCUGGCUAGGUAACAUCAUCAUUGUUAUGCAUGUUUAAAUAUGUAGAGCUGUCCAGGCAGCUGUACAAGAUAGGAGAGAAAUUUCCUCCAACUAAGCCUACGGGGUGACUAAAAAGGAGCAGCCCUGUGGGAGUACCACAUAUUCGAAUGCUGAAGCUGAACUUUUUAUGAACAGUGCAUCAGAAAAAGAACAUUUUGCUUACAGCAAGCAACAUAUAGCACUUUAAUAUUGGAUAUAGUGUUUGUAGUGAGAGGCCUGUCAAUCGAAUAGUUGAAGAGUGUUUGGAAAUGUUUGCAUGUUAAACAUUGCUAUCUGUAUGUUAGUUUCCUUUUAUUGCUAAUGCAUCACAAAAUUGGUCAUCUCCACUUUUUUGUAAGUUUUAAAGUAGAAAGAGAGCUCAAGGAGGUGAGAGUUUAAAAUGUUUCUUCUUGAUAGCCAGCAUUCUGAACUGAUAUAACUGGACCCUGAUGGCAAGAGCCAAGCCUAGGACAGACAAAUGACUGUCAGCCCUGUGCUAGUAAAGAUAAUUCUGGCCCCUGCCAUUCCUUGCUGCUGCUACUUUCUCCUUUCACAGUGUUCACCCCAUGUGUCUCAAAGAUACUGACCAGAAGUUCAGUAUUACCCUCCUCCAAGCUGCUCAUCCAGGGGCAGGUUGUUUUGAAGAGUGGAUGGGAAAUAAAAUUGGGUGGUGUGAAGGGGUGCAGGUUUUUUGCCAACCUACCUCUGAUGGAAAACUGGGGAAAGUGUUAGAUGGCUGACCACAUGGCCAUUAAGAGCCACUUAAGGGCUUGGCAAGGGUUCAGGAUGCCCAUGCUAUGUAGUGAGGGACCCAGCGAAUCCUGGUGGCUUGUGUCAGGUUGGAGGUGUCAUUCCUAUUCAGGCAAUCUCACCCCGAGGGUACAUUGUAUCCUCUGCUUCUCCCCACCCUGCUUUACCAAUGGCAGUCUCAACUUUCCUCACCAGACCCUGCCAGACUCGCCCCAGCAGACCACCCCCCCCCACCUUGUUAUCUGGAUCUGUUGGGAGUUGUCUGCAGUACCAGCUGUGUCCACUGCUCCUAGAGGUGUUGCUGGAACUGGAGAAUUGUUGGCUGCCUCAUUGGUCAACAACUCUCAAAUGCAGCAACCUCCUCCCUAAAGGGGUGGAGUCUAUCAUACACCAAGAAAUGGCCAGUGACCUUGGAAUCAACAUGGGGCUUCCCAGACCCAUGGUGGUGGGCUCACCCCUCAGCUUCUACAAAGAGAAGAAUGGGGGCCAAUGCCUCCACGUAACAUUCCGACCAGUGACUUGUUCACUUAUUCCGCCCAUUUUAUCAGGAAAAUUGACUUAUUUUCAGUGAUUAUUUAACAAUAGGUGAUAUCAGAAGUAAGUCUAAUUCCAGCCUGCACAGAUGAUGCUUUGCAACAGGAGCCGUAAGAUAGUGACCUGAAGUAGAGGGAGACAAGUGUUGGCUUAUUUUCUUUUUAACUCCUCAUCCUGUGGGACUGUAACUGAUUUGUAGUUCUUGAAUGCUGAUAUCAGCUAAUUCAAAGCAGACCAACAAUUGGUCCAUAUAUUUUUAUAAUGCAUCAAAUUACUUAUUUGCAUAGAGCAAUUUUAGGAAGUUCUAUUCCUUUCGUAGUUCAGAUAUGCUUUGCCCCUAACCUGUUCCUAUUCAUGAUGACAAGUAUGCAAUCUGGAGGUCACCGCACAGGGAUCCUUGGAUAUAGCGCUCCAUUUGUGUGGAAGAUUGCUAAUCCAUUAGCAAUAGGUUAUGUAUGCAGUUCUGCAACUGACUUCAUUUGUGAAACUUAACAAAUUCAAAACUUAGCCUUGGCAUUCUAUGGAAAGUUUAACAACAAUAUAUUAUCAGCCAACUCUCUCAAUAAUACAUAUUUCCAGGAUAUUAAACAAUAUAAGGCCAAUUUAGAAAUUAAGAACCACUCUGUUCUUAUAUCAAAUCUUCACUCAAGAAAGGUCUUGAAAUUGUUAAACUCUGAGCUAAUUUGUCAGACUAGAGCUGUGCUCAUGUAAAUUAGGAUUGGUAUUCAUUAAGAGCUGGUUGGUAUGAGUCACCCAUGUGUAGCAUAAGUCUGGCUCUUGCAAAGGGACUUAAUGGAAAAAUAGAUGGUUUACAUUACAAUAAGUAGAAGGCAGUAAGCCAAUGUAUUUUUAAAAUAACAUUGUCAUUGAUUCAAAUUCCAAGCAACGUUUUGGAGGACUUCCUUUUUCACUCAAACCUGCAGCUGCUACUUGCAUUUAUGGAGGCUGGAAUGGAUGACAGUGUCCUAGACCUUCAGUUCAGAUCUAAAGCAUUGUUCCAUACUCAUAAAGAUCCAAGAAGUUUUCUCCAGUUUUAAUUUUUUACACUUAUUUUGCUCAAAGUGCUGAGAUCAUUUAUGUCCUGAGUUGGCUCUGAAUGCUCAUAAUAUGGAGCAGUACUGUAAAUUAUUGGGCAGAUCAUGAUGUUGGCUAUUUCCCUUGGGUAUUUACAGCAGUGCCUUGCACCCAAACCCCAUCUAGUGGGAAGAGAGGUAGGCCUCAACCAAUGGUCUUCAGGGCCUAGAAGCCUCUGGUUUUCAAUUGGCUAGCAACUUGUGCUAAACCAAGAUAGCAUGGUCAAGGCCUGUGAUAGGACAAGAAACCUGCCCGCGUUCACCUGUUACAUUGUGAUUAGCACAUGAUCGGGUGAAUUCUUUUGGCAGUUCAUAGAAACCCUACAGUAUGGAAGCAGGCUAUUCGGCCCAUCGAGUCCACAAGCAUCCUACCCAGACACUCCCCACCCUUCCUAUCACUCGGCGUUCCCAUGGCUAAUCCACCUAGCUUGCAGAUCUUUAAACCGUGGAGGAAAGCAGAACACCAGGAGGAGACUGUGCGAACUCCAUACAGAUAGUCACCCAAGGGUGGAAUUGAGUCCAGUUCCCUGAUGCUAUAAUGUAGCAGUGCUAAGCUCUGAGCCACCAUGACAUCCUUAGGGAAGUACAUUAGUCACCACCUAAAUGCUUGCCCCCACACUUUAAUAAUUAUUGGAAAACCAUACUCUAUUUUAGAAAUCAUCAUCAGAGUGAUAUAAUUUUCAGUUUAAUUCACAGUAAAAGAAUACACCCAUCAACUUAAACCUUCAGUGCCUAAGGGCUGUUAUCCUAUUUUCUGUCUGAAAUGUCCAUGUUAAUGGCUGGACUGAUUAUUGCAGUUGGAGUAGAUUACUAACCUUGUUUUCGUGAAUUUUCUUUUAAUAAUGAAAAGUUUUUGAAAGGUCUGAUUCACUACCAGUCGAAAAUGUGGUUCUGGAAAAAUCACAACAGGUCACACAGCAUCCGAGGGGCAGGACAGUCAACAUUUCAGGCAAAAGUCCUUCAUCAGUAAUCACUUCCACCCUAGCAGCCAACAUCAGACAUUGUAAAAUCCUAUUAUUGUGAAAAUUUAACUUGGAAUAUUAUUUGCAGUCAAAUCUUUUGCAAUAGAAGUCUAAAGCUCAUUUUGGAAUAAAAGGUGACUUAUAUAAUAUCACAAAUUCUUUGAAAUAUUUUUCAUGGUCAUGUUCAAGGCUUUUUAAGCCUAUAUGUCUUAAUUUCACAGUAAAGUUAGCAUUGGCUAACUUAAGCCUAACUUGAGCAUUCAUGCAUGAUUCUGGGAACCCCUCCUUUCCAUUUCAUUUCAAGGAAAAAGACACAUACAUUCUGGAAUUAGGAUAAAAGGAAAUUGCUAUUUUUUUUAAAGUUCUGCAAUGUAAAGUUUCUGAUACUGGAUGUGAAGCCCUAGAUUACCAAUAAGUUUUAAAAUAAGUGCUCAUUAAACAUAUCCUGAAAGAUGAUCAGGCAAAGAAUUUUAAAAGUUAAUGGUUUGCCAAAUCUGAUUAUACUGACCUGCACUAAUGGUCCAAUAGCAGACUACAGUCAGUGUGAAGUUAAAUUGCUGGAGAACUGUCACAAAGUAAAGGAUCUUUCAGAAACUUGGGUUUGUUAUUUCUAGUGAAACACUGAAUGUUUUUGUUUACCUUAGUCUCUUUAGCUACUAAUUAUAAUUGUGUUUUAUUUAAAUUUGUGUAAAAUCAUAAAAGAAAAUUCUCUCAAUAGCAAUAAUAAUGUAUCUUAUGAACAACAAUAAAGUUGGAUCAUAGAAUCUUGCAGAUUAUAUCACCAUCAAACUCUUAAUUGUCUGAUCACUUUUUUAAACACAGUCCCAGCUAUAUAUUCCAAUCAAAAGCCUCUAAUGAAUUAUAGAUAUUGAAUGAUUUUUGAUUUUUAGCUACCAUUAUUCUAAAGUCUAGUUGAUUACUUAGUGAUAUUCAGGACAUCAUUGGGAUAUGUUUCAAAAUAUAUCCACGCUGGGACUUACCUACUUGACAAAGGAGUUCAGUGAUCAGAAUUUGAGGUAACCUCAGAACUUUGCCCGAUUUGUUUCAGUAGCACUUUUACAAAUAUUCUAUUGUAUAUGCGACACUAGAUUCAAUAUAAGCACGAAGCAGGUCCCUUGCUUUUAAGCCUUUCAAAAACUAGCACUAUUUAAACCAUCUAUGGUUUACUUCAAAAUAUGUUAAAGCAAGGGUUUAUUAACAACUAUUUUGUGACAUUAUUUGUGUAGUGUGAUACUCAGGCAGCAAGUAAGAGGUAUACACUUAAUCAGGCAUUUCCGUUCACACCAACGUCCGUGACAAUGCACAUCUUGAAAUUUAUCUGAACAUAUAUAAGUUUUUCACUUGCCAAGUAGCAAACAUUUCAUGCCAACAGUGUGCAGGCAAUGUUCUAAAUUAUUAUAAACAUGCUUUUCAAACUUCCUGCAAAUGUCAAAAAUCCUUCCUCCUGCUCAGGCAUUUUUUAAAUGUGGUUUUACACAAGAUUAGAUUCACAUCACUGCACAAUUGCAAAGUGCUGAGUUAGCUUCCUGGGAGGGCCUUAGAAUCUUUGGAUUUCAGAAAUCACUUUUGCCUUAACGUAAACGCAGACCACUUUUCAUUCUUGCAAAACCAACAUUAUAACUACAACCAGUAUUCAGGCCACUCCAAAGUCUGUCAAGCUAAUUGAAAAACAGACAUUCUGUUUUCAGGCAUUGUUGCAUUAUAUUCAAUGCAAAAAUCAUGUCGAUAACAAUUAAAAAGGACUAGAAAGGAGAGUAGAGCAGCAAUCUAAUUUUCUGUCCUUUGUUUGGAUCAUUUGAUUUAUUCAAAAAACUUUUGGCGCACGCUAUUUUGCUAUCCCAAGGAUAUUUUCUUUUCCUACAUUCCACUUGCGUUCCAAAUAGUUUUUCUGUGCUGCUAAUUUCAUGGCUCCAGAAUGCAUUUUCUGGGUAAA